GAGCUUUGUAAAUUUUAUGCAAAUGACUUACACAUUUACAUGAUUUAUGCAUGGUGAUGUUGACUAAUGUACACAUGUCACAAGUAUCAAAUUGACAUUUUAUGGAGAUGAUAACAGCAAUUAUAACUUCUAAACCCGGUUUUGCAAAAUUUGGACAGUGGUGCACUUGGUGUAUGCAAACACAUUGAAUCAUUCUAUGGAAGCCCAUGUGAUAACCCAAGAUAAUACCUGGGCCAGAACAUCUGUAUCGAUUGCAGCCCAGGUAUGCCAUGAAUCAUGAUGAAUUAAUUUCAUCGUUAACAGAUUGGAUGCAACCAAAACACGUGUGUGCAGCCAAACCCCACAACAUGUCCUGAUUGACCCAACAUCGAUUAUGCAGGACAAACAGAAGUUCAGAGAAGAGAAUGAAAAGAGGACUGCCCUUCAACAGGAAUAGAUCAGUAAGUGGAGGAACCAGGUUGAAAACAACAAGGAAUUCCUCAGGAAACUCCAACAGGACAUUCUGCCCACACUGCUGCUCCACGGUUGCCCUCUGCUGCUAGACGAUGACCAGGACAACCAAGCGAAGGAGGAACCUGCACCAGCUCUGCCCACGCUGCUGCUCAACGGUUGCCCUCUGCUGCUAGACGAUGACCAGGACAACCAAGCAAAGGAGGUACCUGCACCCGCUCUGCCCACGCUCAACGGUUGCCCUCUGCUGCCAGACGAUGACCAGGACAACCAAGCGAAGGAGGAACCUGCACCCGCUCUGCCCACGCUGCUGCUCAACGGUUGCCCUCUGCUGCUAGACGAUGACCAGGACAACCAAGCAAAGGAGGAACCUGCACCCGCUCUGCCCACGCUCAACGGUUGCCCUCUGCUGCUAGACGAUGACCAGGACAACCAAGCAAAGGAGGAACCUGCACCCGCUCUGCCCACGCUCAACGGUUGCCCUCUGCUGCUAGACGAUGACCAGCACAACCAAGCGAAGGAGGAACCUGCAGCCGCUCUACCCACGCUGCUGCUCAACGGUUGCCCUCUGCUGCUAGACGAUGACCAGGACAACCAAGCAAAGGAGGUACCUGCACCCGCUCUGCCCACGCUCAACGGUUGCCCUCUGCUGCUAGACGAUGACCAGCACAACCAAGCGAAGGAGGAACCUGCACCCGCUCUACCCACGCUGCUGCUCAACGGUUGCCCUCUGCUGCUAGACGAUGACCAGGACAACCAAGCGAAGGAGGAACCUGCACCAGCUCUGCCCACGCUGCUGCUCAACGGUUGCCCUCUGCUGCUAGACGAUGACCAGGACAACCAAGCAAAGGAGGAACCUGCACUCGCUCUGCCCACACUGCUGCUCAAUGGUUGCCCUCUGCAAGAAGCAGACCAGUACAACGGAGCAAUGAAUGGACCUGUGGCUGUUGCGCCUACGCUUGUCUUUAACGGUUGCAUUCCACAAGAUGCUGACCAACUCAAGGAAACAUUGGAAGAAUGGCCUACCCUCUGCAUCUCACGGGGUUUCUACAAUCCCAGCCAGGCGUCAGGGGAUUCAAGCGUAACAGAACCACCACUUCUUCCUGACAUAGAGCUACCACGCUUUCCAGGGUUCUGCGACAUACAGAGCUUUCCACGGAGUCCUGUGGAGCACGGAGUUCAUCAACACUCUUCUGUUGACCCGGCACACUUCCUGAUGCACCCAAUACCGCUUGACUCCUUCAUAGAACAGUUCCUUCUGUCUCAACGCAGAUCAGCUUCUCCAACGGAAGUAAAUGAGCGUGGACUAGGAGAUUUGUACCAUGAGACUUCGCAGUCAGCAUCAACUCCAGAACAGGCCAGCUCACCACAAGGAGCACAUUCCAAGCUGAACCAUGAUGCAAUGGUCUUGAGGCAGAGUCCCUCCAUCAGACUAAGGGCGACUUUGGAGUCCCUGUCAACUGUCAAUGUCGGUGGUGGAGACGUGAAGACUACUUCUACAGUAGCACCAUGUAGGAAACAGGAGAAGCCUCACAAGUACCGAGAGUUUCAGCAGAAUAUGAGCCACCUGGACUUUCCUGCACUUGACGAGCCUCGUGGACUGGAAGUCCUGAUUGAGAGGAAAGUACCACAGCAGGUCUGGACUGCACCAGACGUUGUGAGAGAUGGGCCACGCGGACUGGAAAUUGCGCUUGAAGAAUCGGCUACAAAAGAACACUUCCACUCCGUUCAGUAUAAUAUACUGCAGAGAUGUCAACUCAAUGGCAUAUUUGGCAAGGCAUCAGACAGCAACAUGGCCGCUGCGUCUUAUCAGGGAAAGAGCCACAAGUCGCCUGCAGCUGAGGGAGGUGACGUCACUGUUCCUCACAACCCUGCUUCUUUCCCUCUGGCACUGCUGACUUCCAGGAUUUACUACAGACUGAUCACUGGAUUCUGCUGACAGAACUGUAGAAGAAAAUAAUUGCGGAAGACUUUGUAGGAAUUUGAGCCGCAAAGGCUAGACACUAGACUGCAUGUUUCACAAGAAGGUCAUUUUUUUAAUAAUUAUAUGCAUGAAUGUGUCAUCAUUGAUUCGCACACAAUGGAAGUCAUGUUCUACGAUUUGGCUACAGUUAUAAACGUAAAUAUCAGGAAAUUGAACUUAAGCCUCAUUCACAAAAGGUGUAAACACUGCUGGAAAAUAUUUUGAUUUAUCUUAUUGUAUUAUUUAUAUAUGGUUUUAUCAUGCAUUGUCAGAUAAACUGAUUUGAAUAUAAUGAUUGAUUUCAUGCAUGUUCCCUAACCACAAAAAUGCGUGUAAAGAAGUACGCAAAAUAUUGCAAAUGAUUGCAAUACUA
Branchiostoma floridae (Florida lancelet) is the source of this 2786-nucleotide messenger RNA. RefSeq lists its product as uncharacterized. The coding region runs from base 1379 to 2389 and encodes 336 amino acids. NCBI's taxonomy places the organism in Eukaryota, Metazoa, Chordata, Leptocardii, Amphioxiformes, Branchiostomatidae. The record is from RefSeq and is a predicted model, not a curated record. The transcript has 4 exons.